AUGGGAACAUAUGUUCCUAAAUCUGGUAGGGGAAACACAAGGGCUGCUAGGAAUGGGAAGGGUAAGGGUAGUGAUGUGAUAUCUGAUGUUGAGGAUGAUGAGGACAGUGAAGAUGUUGACUUUGAGGAAACUGGCAGUGAUGGGAGUGAUGAAGACAGUGAGGAUGAAACAGACAUUGGUGACUUCAUUGUUGAAGAGGAGGGGUUGGAGGAUUUGAUGGAUGAAAUCCAUGAGAAGUCAUUUGAGGAUUGUUUAGAUGGGAGCUCAAAAAUGGACAAAAAUUACAAGAAUGGAAAGUAUAGGGAGGCUUUUCUUGAUGUUCUUAAGGACUAUUGUAUACAGGAGGGGUUUGGGUUAAGUGUUGAGAAGGCAGACAGUAGAAGAUACACUGCUGUUUGUGCAAUUGAGGGGUGGAUUGGAGGAUUCAUGUUUCAAAGAUGGCUGAUAAGAUGA
Spinacia oleracea (spinach) is the source of this 453-nucleotide messenger RNA. RefSeq lists its product as uncharacterized. The coding region runs from base 1 to 453 and encodes 150 amino acids. The transcript is spliced from 2 exons. The record is from RefSeq and is a predicted model, not a curated record. NCBI's taxonomy places the organism in Eukaryota, Viridiplantae, Streptophyta, Magnoliopsida, Caryophyllales, Amaranthaceae.